CCAAGUCAAUCUCGUGCGUUUAUGCGACAGAGAUAUGGCUUCAAAGGAAGAGAACCGAAUUUUCGUUGGAGGCUUGUCUUGGGACGUCACCGAACGACAGCUUGAGAAUGCUUUUAGCCGCUAUGGAAAAAUCAUCGAGUGUCAGAUCUUUUGAGAUGCUGUACAUUUAGAGAUGCUGUGCGUUUAGAGAUUUUUUGGUCAGAGUGGUUGAAUCAGUUUUGCUCAAGAUCAAUCUCAUUUCAUUGAUUAGAUUAAAUUGGAUUUAAUAGUUUUUAAUUCACCAAGUGCGGGUAUGAUGGUGUUCUCUGGAUGUGGAGUGUAUGGUCUGCAGAGGUACCUGGUUUAUGUACAUAUUUACCUAACUGAAAAAACGAGUGUCAUAAAGAGAAUCUGCUUCAAAUGUUUGGAAUGAGGAUGUGCAAUGCAACAAAAGUUUUGAAUAAAUUUUUUGGUUGAGGGGUUUUCUGUUUUAGUCAGUUGCUGCUAUCUAUCUGGAUUAAUGAAUAAGGUAUUGGCAAGUUCAUGUUUAUCAUUCUUUGGCAGCUGGAAUUUCAGUUAAAAGAGGAACGAUGUUUGAACCGUUGUGUGAGAAGAUUUGCUUGGUUUUUCAAUGGGCUUUUUCCAGCUUUCAUGCUAUUGGGGCAAAACACGUAAUUGAAUGUCUUGCAUGGAUGUGCGAGAAAAUUUAUUGAGCUGGAUAGUUGUCCUAUUGUUUCUUCCUUGGACGCCUGUCAACAAGGAUUUGCGUCAUUAUAAUUUCCUUCUCUGAGGACCGUUAUCUAUAAUUUCCUUCUCUGAGGACCGUUAUCUAUCACUGAAACAAUCACUUUUUCCUGUAGUGUGGAUUUUUCUUUGCGACUCUGUUGUGUUGUUUUAUUGUUUUACUCAUCUUUCACUCCCUGAUAAUCAGAAAUUCUUUACAACUGAUGUUUGAUCUAUUUAGUAGGGCGUAGGCGUGUACAUAAACUUUGUUUUUAAUACAAGUUUGGUUGAGAUUAUGUUCAUCACUGUCCCAAGGUUAGGAGGAAAUUUCAUCAUUCUUGAUGUUACAAAUCAUGAGCAAAGUUGUCUGCUUCUGAAUGGAGGUGGGUUGACAUUCCAUCCUAAUGCAGUGGACUCAUGAUGACUAAGUUUCCUACUUUUUAUUCUUGUACUUGGUCAAUUCUGGACUUCUUUGAGCUUCAUGGUAAUACUUUAUUGCGAGAUUGUGUUGCUGGAUUUAUCAACUGAGUGGUUAGAAUAAAUUUUGAUUGUUCCUUUCAGAGUACAGAUAUGGGUUACUCACAUUUCUUAUUCCUUCAUAUCGUUCCACAUUAUGCAUGUAUUGACAACCGAGAUGAUGGACCUUGAUUUGUCCUGUUAAAUCUUCGCUUUCAUGUAUCUGUUGGAAGCCUCAGGAGCCAUAAACAGUGCUUUAUUGCUUUGAUGUUCCAGAACUGCAUUCUGCAUGGCAGAGGACAGAUUCAGGGCAGUCUGAGCAAUACAGCUUUGGGAGCCUCAUAGCUUACCUGUGGUUUUAUCGUUAGUUAAAAAUUGACAUUGAGGAUUAGUAGCAGGUGGAUUUAUUUCUGGCUGCCAGAAAUGCUUGUUCUGUUUUAGGCUGCAGUCUGGAUUUUUGUAGUUGUUAGCUGGUGACAUUUUCUUCUCUCUUCUUGUUGUUAAUCCUUCUUCCACUUGUAACCUUCCAACCAAAGGAAACUAUUUUAUUACCUGCUAGUGCGGCAAUUGAAAGUUUUCAACAUUAUUGGGAACUUUAUGCUUAUGACUAUAAUUAUAGUUUUGAGGGUAAAUGAUGCGACCAGCGUGCAUUUGUGGAUUCGUGGCUGUAUCUGUCUAUGUCAAGUUUGUUGGUUCGAAGUGGUUCUCUGCUUCUUGUUUGUUCUGUACUGCUUCUUGUUUGUUCUGUAUCUUUGGGAGGGUGCAUGGAGGAAUUUUUUGUUUCUCAAUUGUCUGUCUGACUGAACCUUUUUGUCACCUGCCAAUUGAAUUAUGGGCUGCUGAAGAAGGAACCAGAAUUAUGGAAAUAUGGAAUUGUUGUCUCCAAAGUGAAGGAACCAGAAAUUCCAUUAUUAUCAUUACAAUCUCCAACGCGAAGGAACCAUAUGGUAUUUCAUUUGCACCACCAAAGGAUUUACAAUAUUGAUAGGUUUGGAUUGUUGGUUUAAUUUUGUGGCAGCGAGGUGCAGAUUGAUUUGAUUUUUAAACUACCCUCUGUGGUAAUCUGUAUGAUGUUUGAUAACCUAAGUGGCAAAAUAGUCGUAUUCAGUAGGAAGACUAGCAGUAAUGACCAGUUUAAUUGGGACAUUAUUAUUGUAUCUUGGAUAAAUUGAUGCAUUCAAGUUUUAUGGUUGCUAUGUAACAGUUCAUUGUGGGAUUGUUACCUCAGAUACUGUGGGAAAGUGAGAGUAAAAAUUGAUCUACUUUGUUAGAUUGGCAGAUAUGGUUUGCAGAUUCUGCUGUAUACUUUAAGAACUCUUUGCAAUAUCAAACAGGUUGAGAUGCCUUAGCCAUGUCAUGAUAACAACGUGAAAGUCAUGCUGGAAAGAGAUACAGGUCGUCCACGUGGAUUUGGUUUUAUAACAUAUGCAGAUCGUCGGGCCAUGGAUGAUGCUAUCAGGGAGAUGCAUGGACGGGAGUUUGGCGAUCGUGUUAUCUCAGUGAACAAGGCUCAACCUAAAAUGGGAGGAGAUGAUUUAGAUCAUGGCUACAGGGGUAGCUACUCUUCAUCGGGUGGCAGAGGAGGAGGAGGCUAUGGGGGAGACAGACCUCUUGGGCAAGAUGAAUGCUUCAAGUGUGGGCGCCUAGGACACUGGGCCCGUGACUGUCCUGCUGCUGGUGGCCGUGGUGGAGGUGGAGGUUCAUUCUCUUCACGUUCUAGGUUCCCUGCUGGUGACCGUGGCGACCGCUUUGGAGGGGAUCGUGAUCGAUACGUGGAUAACCGCUAUGAUGGAGGACGAUAUGGUGAUAGGGACCGUUUUGAUGGCAGAGACAAAUAUGGGAGCCGUGAUCGCUAUGCUAGUGACAGGUAUCCUCCAGGUGGAGAUCGCUUUGGAAGCGAUAGAUUUGGUGGUUCAGAUCGUUAUGCGCACAAUGGUUAUGGCAAAGACAGAGCCUACGAUAGGGAUGGUGUUGGAAGAGGAGGCAGUGAUAGGUAUGGAAGUGGAGGGCCUCCACGAAAUGAUAGGGGCUAUAGGAACAGGCCAGGUCCAUAUGACCGGCCUGGCAGGGGAGGGCACCCGUCCUCCUUUGAUCGCUAUUAAUCAUUUGUCGGAUGGUGAUUAGCGCUGUGAAACUUGUAGGUUUAUGCCCUAUAGGCCAGUUACUCGGUUUUGUGAAAACUUCAUGUAGGAUUUGGUACGAAUUUCUUCCAUGAAAUUUCUUUCGUAGGCUGGUGCCAGAUUGCUAUGAAUGCUAGACUUGAUGGUUUCAAUUUUGCUUAAAUUUUUGGUUGGUUA
This is a messenger RNA of Hevea brasiliensis (rubber tree), 3455 nucleotides long. Its product is annotated as glycine-rich RNA-binding protein RZ1C. Bases 2535 to 3260 code for a protein of 241 amino acids. Gene Ontology annotation, molecular function: RNA binding; zinc ion binding. The transcript has 4 exons. The record is from RefSeq and is a predicted model, not a curated record. NCBI's taxonomy places the organism in Eukaryota, Viridiplantae, Streptophyta, Magnoliopsida, Malpighiales, Euphorbiaceae.